AGUAAUUAUAUUGGUUGUUUCAUGUUUAGUCUUUUUCCUAAAGAUUCUAUUCAAAGAAAUAUUUUUAUUCCCAAUUGUUGCAUGUUUUUAAUAGAAUAUUCUGAAAAUUACUAGUCUUCUAGACUCAAGAGUGUUUAGAAUCAGAGUAGAAAAAACAGGAAGAAACAACAUGAUUUCAGAUUAUGUCAGGAUAAUAGAAGAAAAACAUCCUUCAUUGAAGCAGAUAUAUAUAGUUUUGAUCUUGUCUACAGAUGGCUUGGGAAGAUGUAAAAAAUGAGAUGGUUGGAGAAAAGGGAUUGGCACCAGAAAUUGCAGAUCAAAUUGGUGGAUAUGUAAGGCUCCAUGGUGGACUCAGUUUAAUUGAACAAUUGCUCCAAGAUCCAAAGCUGUCACAAAAUAAACUAGCUCGGGAAGGGCUUGAGGAAGUAAAACAGCUAUUCAAAUAUUUGGAUAUUUUUGGCAUUUCAGAUCAGUUUUCCUUUGAUCUAAGUCUGGCUCGUGGUUUGGAUUACUACACUGGAGUAAUAUAUGAGGCUAUCCUUCUCAAGGAACCAAAUGAUCCUGUAGAGGAGUCUGUUGGUGUUGGCAGUGUUGCUGGAGGUGGCCGUUAUGAUGGGCUAGUAGGGAUGUUUGAUCCCAAGGGUCGGAAAGUGCCUUGUGUUGGAGUCAGCAUUGGCAUUGAACGAGUCUUUUCCAUUAUGGAACAAAAAAUGGAG
This is a messenger RNA of Thamnophis sirtalis, 716 nucleotides long. The record is from RefSeq and is a predicted model, not a curated record. NCBI's taxonomy places the organism in Eukaryota, Metazoa, Chordata, Lepidosauria, Squamata, Natricidae.